This is a messenger RNA of Ectocarpus sp. CCAP 1310/34, 16139 nucleotides long. Lineage: Eukaryota; Phaeophyceae; Ectocarpales; Ectocarpaceae. The record is from the annotation of a GenBank genome assembly.
AUGUACAUGCCCAAUCUUCGCACUUUCCGUGUCGCGGCGGGUUCGGCCGCCGGGGACUCUGGUAAGAUCGACUCCUCGGCCAUAAAGAGCGGCGAGAUGUUCGCCUCCUCGAGCAUCGACCCUGACGCCACCGCCUCCGUAAAGGUCGAGGGCGCGGAGGGACAAACUCCCAUGGAAUGGACCGCCAGUGCCGGCGACGCCUCGGCCAUGUCGGGAAAGCUCCCCAUCGCAGGGGGCUCAGUGAACACCCCUCCUAUGAGCGGAGGAGUCGAGACACCCUCCAUGAGCGGGGAUGCGCCCUCCAUGAGCGGGGGUGUCGAUGCGCCCUCCAUGAGCGGGGGCAGCGUAGACGCGCCCUCUGGGGGCGUGGACGAGCCCUCCAUAAGCGGGGGCGGCGUGGAUGCACCCUCCAUGAGCGGGGGCGCCACCGGCUUACCAUCUACUAGUGCCUCGGUAAGCGCCGACAAGCCAGGGUCCGGCAGCUCCUCUUCCGCGGCUAUCGCCGCCCCAAAUGCUUCCGUCUCUGCGCAAGACGGAACCCCGAUUAUGACGUUGCCGCAGUCGAAGCAAGCGGUUGACGCGACGGGUGCGGGCGCAGUAGCUGCGGCGCCCGCCCCUCCUAGCACCGGCGGCGCUUACUACACCUUAGCCGCGCGAUCGCCCGCCGCGAGUGCGUACGUAACGAGCAUUUCGACCCCAAAAGCAGACGCGCGCACGACGCCCGAGCCUCGUAUGAAACGCUUCUCUAGCGGCGGGGUCGUCAGCCGACUCGCGGCGGCAAUAGAGCACAAGGGUCCGAGCCCGGUUGUAGGGCGGGAAGGAGCCGGAGGUUUCGGCCGCGGCUCGAGUUUUGCCCUUGAAAAGGAAAUCGGUGGGGCUCCUAACGUGGAGGGAAGUGUCGACGUCCCGGGUGCGGACGCGAACGUUCCGGAAAUGAGAGAUCCCAAGGCACCGAAUGCCGAGGUGACCGGAGUAGGUGGCGACGUCAGCGUUGGGGGCUUGAUGCCCUCGGUAGAAGGCGGUGCAGCAUUGCCGACGGCGAAAGCCGAGGGGGAGAAGGGACCCCAAGUUCCCGGGUCCGGCUUCCUGCACAGCAUCGCGGACAGCAUGCGCGAGUCGGCGGGCGUCCAGCGCCACGACACUCCCUCGGCGGACCUCGCGGAGGAGGAGGCGCCCGCGCCCGCGCCGGGGAAGUUCGGGAAGAUGACCGCCUCCCUGGCGGAAGCCGCGCAGGUCGCAGGCUGGGGCGCCCAGGGCAUCAAGCCGGAGAAGGAGGGCCGGCCCCGACCGGAGGAGGAGACGGCGGCGGUGGCCGCGCCGGCGGCAGACGCGUCCGUGCUCGCCGUCGAUGCACCCGCCGUGGACGUGUCCGCGCCCGCCGUAGAUUUGUCGGUCGAGGGCGGCGGCGGCGCCGGCGGCGUGGACGCGCCCAAGGUGGAGGGGGGGUUGACGCUUCCGAGCGGAGAUGCGGACGUCGGGGGCGCGGCCUCGCCACCCACCGGUGCUUUGAGCAGCGCCAAGAGGAAGAGCGGAAAGUUCUUCGGUGGCCUGUUCGGCAGAAAGAACUCGAAAUUUGCCGAUGCCGAUGCCGACGUGGACGCCGCUGUCGAUGUCGAUGUCUCCGUGCCCGCUAUCGAGGGCGGCGUUUCGGCUGAAAUGCCUACCGUCGGCGGCGAGGGGAUCUUGCCACCUGCGGACGUGACCUUGGCUUCGGCGUCUGUCGAUGCACCCUCCGUCGAUGCACCUUCUGUCGAUGCGUCUGGAGCCGUGGAGGGACCCGACGCCACCGAUGUGAAGGUGGAGGGCGGGUCUUUGACCGGAAAGUUGACGGCGGGGGCUGCCUCCGUCGGCGCCGCCGCCCUCGGCGCGAUAGGCCUCUACGGCAGGAGCGGAAAGGCUGACGUCGAGGUUCCCAGCGUAGAUGCUUCGGUGGACGCUCCCGGUGUCUCGGUAGAGGCCCCGUCUAUCGACGCCUCCGUGGACGUACCCUCCGUCGCCGCCGACGCCUCUCUCCCCUCGGCAUCGGUAGACGUUCCCUCUGCAGAGGUAGACGCGUCGAUGCCGUCCGCAUCCGUGGAAGUUCCGUCCGGAGGAGUGGACGCUUCCCUGCCGUCGGCGGGUGACCUCUCGGCUGACGUGGGCGCGAAGGCCCCUAACGUGCCGUCGGUCGACGUGCAGAAGCCCAAGAAGGGUCUGUUCGGCAGCAUUUUCGGCUCGAGCAAGACGAACAUCGAGGUGCCGGAUGCCGAUGUCUCCGCAGACGCGUCGCUGCCCGGUGUGAGCGGCUCCCUGCCCGGGGUCCCCGGCGAGGUGUCUGCGCCCGACGUGUCUGGCUCCCUGUCGGCGCCGUCUGGUUCCAUAGAUUUGCCUACGGCGGAGGUGGGCGGAGACAUGCCUUCCACGUCCGUGGACGUGGACAUGCCGUCUGCGUCGGUGGACGCGCCGGACGUGAAGGUGGAGGGCGGCGACGCCUCCUUGACGGCGGGGCUCGCCGCCAGCGGCGCGGCGGCGUUGGCGGGCGUCGGCGCCGCGGUCGGCCUGUCGGGCGACAAGCCGGAUGUUGAGGUUCCUAGCGCGGAACUGCCCUCGGGAGAGGUAGACGCCUCGCUUGACGUGAAGAAGCCCAAGAAGGGUCUGUUGGGCGCAGUCGGCGGUCUGUUCAAGACCAGCAAGGCGAAGAUUGAGGUGCCGGAUGCCGAUGUUGACGUCUCUGCGCCAAGCCUCGACGUCAACGUCCCCAGCGGAGGAGCCAAACUCCCUGGAGUGGACGACGUCUCCGCUGACCUUCCCGCCGUUGAAGGUGGCCUCAAGGCUCCUGACAUGCCGAACGUGAGCGGCGACGUGUCCGUGCCGGAUGUGUCUGCCGAUGUGUCCGUGCCGGACGUUUCUGGCUCUCUGAACGUGCCUGAUGUGAGCGGAGACGUGUCCGUGCCUUCGGUGAGUAUGGACGUGCCGCUUGGCUCCGCGGAGGCGCCUUCCGUGGACCUGGCAGGCAAGAUGCCCUCCGUGCAAGGAGGCGUCGCUGGCAAGCUUCCUUCCGGCGAUGUGAGCGUGACGGCGCCGGACGCGAAGGUGGAGGGCGGCGACACGUCGCUGACGGCUGGCCUGGCGGCCGGUGGCGUGGCGGCUGUGGGUGCGAUCGGCGCGGCGGUUGACCUGUCGGGCGACAAGCCGGACGCUGAGGUCCCGGACGCCGAUGUUUCUGUGCCUGAGGUCAGCGCCGACGUUUCUGUGCCGGAUGUUUCCGCCGAUGUCUCCGUCCCGGACGUUUCUGGGUCUGUGGAUGUGCCCGACAUGAGCGGGGACGUGUCUGUGCCUGGCGUGUCCGGCUCUGUAGACGUGCCGGACGUUGCUGGCUCUCUGAAGGUGCCCGACGUGAGCGGAGAUGUGUCGGUGCCGGAUGUGUCUGCCGAUGUGUCCGUGCCGGACGUUUCUGGCUCCCUGAAGGUGCCUGAUGUGAGCGGAGACGUGUCUAUGCCUGACGUGUCUGGCUCUGUGGACGUGCCUUCGGUAGACAUGGACGCGCCGUCCGGCUCCGUGGAGGUCCCGGAUGCCGACGUGUCCGUGCCAGAUGUUUCUGCCGACGUGUCCGCGCCCGACGUGCGCGUCGCGGUGCCGGAUGUGAGCGGGGACGUGUCCGUGCCCGGCAUCAGUGGAGACGUUUCUGUGCCGGACGUUAGCGGCGAUGUGUCCGUGCCGGACGUGUCUGGCUCACUGAAAGUGCCCGACGUGACUGGCGAUGUGUCCGUGCCGGACGUGUCUGGCUCACUGAAGGUGCCCGACGUGACUGGCGAUGUGUCCGUGCCGGACNGCGCCGACGUGUCAAUGCCGGACGCGUCUGGCUCUGUGGACGUGCCUUCGGUGGACAUGGACGCGCCGUCCGGGUCGGUGGGGGUGCCUUCCGUGGACCUGGCAGGCAAGAUGCCCUCUGUGGAAGGAGGCGUCGGUGGUGAGCUUCCGUCCGGAGACGUGAGCGUGACGGCGCCGGACGUGAAGGUGGAGGGCGGUGACACGUCGCUGACGGCUGGCGUGGCGGCCGGUGGCGUGGCGGCUGUGGGUGCGAUCGGCGCGGCGGUUGGUCUGUCGGGCGACAAGCCUGACGCGGAGGUGGACGCGUCCAUGCCCUCAGUUGGCGAUGUCUUGGGGGACGUUGGUGUGAAGGGAGACAAUGUCGACGCGAAGUCAUCUUCCUUGGAGCCCUUUAAGCUCAAGAAGGGUCUGUUCGGGCUCUCCUUCAAGAAGCUCUCCGGCAAGAAGCUCAAGGUCCCGGAUGGUGAUGUCGCUGUGCCUGAUGUCUCUGGAGAUGUGUCAUUGCCGGAGGCCUCCGUGGACGUUUCCGUGCCGGACGUUGACGCCAAGCUGCCCGAGGUUUCCGGUGGACUGUCGACGCCCGACGUCGGUGUGCCCUCGAUCGGCGGAGACGCCUCUGCCGCGGCGCCGUCGAUCGACGCCAAGAUUCCGUCGGUCGAUUUGUCGGGCGUCGAGGUACCUGAAUUGCCUCGCCCUAGCGGGGAAACUUCCGGCUCUGCGCCGGAGUUGCCGUCUGUUGACACGAGUUUGCCGUCGGUUGCGGUUGACAUGCCGUCUGCCGGUGCAAUGCCAACGAUCGACGUCGAUGCCCCUGCGGUCGAUGUUGACGCCCCAUCGCUGGGUGUAGAAGUACCGUCGGUUGACGUCGGUACUCCCUCGGUGGGUGUAGACCUGCCGUCGGACUCGUUGGAUGCGGCAAUGCCGUCGGUCGAUAUCGACCCUCCGUCUGUCGAUGCUGGCGCCUCGUCAGUGGGUGUGGAAGUACCGUCCGUUGACGUCAAUGCUCCUUCGCUGGGUGUAGACCUGCCGUCGGGCACGAUUGGUGCGGCAGUGCCGUCGGUCGAGAUGGACGUUCCUUCUGUCGAGGCUAGCGCCCCGUCCGUGGGUGUGGAAGUACCGUCCGUUGACGUCGAUACUCCUUCGCUGGGUGUAGACCUGCCCUCGGGCAUGAUGGACGCCGCGGUGCCGUCGGUCGACGUCGAAGCUAGCGCUCCGUCGCUGGGUGUAGAGGUGCCGUCUGUCGCGGCUUACUUGUCGGGUGGCGUGGACGUGCCUUCGGUGGACAUCGACGCGCCGUCCGGCUCCGUGGAGGUGCCUUCCGUGGACCUGGCAGGCAAGAUGCCCUCCGUGGAAGGAGGCGUCGGUGGCGAGCUUCCCUCCGGCGAUGUGAGCGUGACGGCGCCGGACGUGAAGGUGGAGGGCGGCGACACGUCGCUGACGGCUGGCCUGGCGGCCAGUGGCGUGGCGGCUGUGGGUGCGGUCGGCGCGGCGGUUGACCUGUCGGGCGACAAGCCGGAUGCCAAGCUUCCCUCCGGAGACGUGGACGCCAGUGUUUCCGUCCCUGAUGUGCCUUCGUUGGACGUGAAGAAGCCCAGGAAGGGUCUGUUCGGCGGCCUGUCGUUCAAGAAGCCUUCACUUAAGGGGAAGGCCAUGGUCCCGGAUGUUGAUGUCGCUGCCCCGAAUGUCACUGUGGAUGCGCCUGCGGUCGACGUGAGCGGAUCCCUGCCGGAUGUGUCUGGCGAGGUGUCUGUGCCCGAUGUGAGCGUCACGGCGCCGGACGUGUCUGGUGCUCUUCCUGACGUCUCUGCGUCGCUUUCUGAAGCGUCUGUCGAUGCAUCCGUCCCCGAUGUCUCCGGAGCACUGCCGGAUGUGUCGGGCGACGUGUCUGUGCCUGACGUCUCUGGAUCACUUCCGGGGGUGUCUGGCGACGUGUCUGUUCCUGAUGUCUCUGGAUCACUUCCGGAAGUUUCUGGUGACGUGUCUGUGCCCGGUGUCUCCGGCUCGCUCCCCGAUGUGGGCGUUGACGUUCCCUCUGACAGCGGUGACGCCUCUGUGGAGGUUCCUGGUGUCUCGGUAGAGGCCCCGUCUAUCGACGCCUCCGUUGACGUACCCUCCGUCACCGCCGACGCCUCUCUCCCCUCGGCAUCGGUAGACGUUCCCACUGCAGCGGUGGACGCGUCGAUGCCGUCCGUGAGCGACCUGUCUGCUGACGUGGGGUCUAAGGUUGGCGAUUUGAACGCGGACCUGGGUGCCAAAAUGGACAACAUCUCGGCCAAUACCCCGGAAGUGCCAUCGGUGGAGGUGAAGAAGCCGAAGAAGGGUCUGUUCGGCGGUCUGUUCGGCUCCAGCAAGGCCAAGAUCGAGGUCCCGGACGCGGACGUCUCUGUGCCUGAUGUGGCUGCAGACGUAUCGGUGCCGGAUGUUUCCGCCGAUGUCUCCGUCCUGGAUGUUAGCGGAGACGUGUCCGGGCCGGAUGUGCCUGCCGCUGUGUCCGGGCCGGACUUGUCUGCCGAUGUCUCCGUGCCAGAUGUCUCUGGCUCCCUCAAGGUGCCUGAUGUGAGCGGAGACGUGUCCGUACCGGACGUGUCCGUGCCGGACGUGUCUGGCUCUGUGGAUGCGCCGUCUGGCUCCGUGGAGGUGCCUUCCGUGGACCUAGCGGGCAAGAUGCCCGGGAUGCCCUCUGGUGGCGUGAGCGUGACGGCGCCAGACGUGAAGGUGGAGGGUGGUGACUCGUCGCUGACGGCUGGCCUGGCGGCCGGUGGUAUGGCGGCUGUGGGUGCGAUCGGCGCGGCGGUUGGUCUGUCGGGCGACAAGCCGGACGCUGAGCUUCCCUCCGGAGAUGUGGACGCCAGUGUUACCGUCCCUGACGUGCCAUCGGUGGACGUGAAGAAGCCCAAGAAGGGGCUUUUCGGUGGUCUGUUCGGCUCCAGCAAGGCUAAGAUGGAGGUCCCGGACGCGGACGUCGCUAUGCCCGACGUGGCUGCAGACGUGUCCGUGCCGGAUGUCUCCGCCGAUGUCUCUGUGCCGGACGUCAGCGGCGAUUUGUCCGCACCGGACGUUUCUGGCUCUCUUAAGGUGCCCGACGUGAGUGGAGACGUGUCCGUGCCGGACGUGUCUGGCUCACUGAAGGUGCCCGACGUGAGAGCCGACCUGUCCGUGCCGGACGUUUCUGGCUCCCUGAAGGUGCCUGAUGUGAGCGGAGACGUGUCCCUGCCGGAGGUGUCUGGCUCUGUGGACGUGCCUUCGGUGGACAUGGACGCGCCGUCCGGCUCUGUGGAGGUACCUUCCGUGGAUCUGGCAGGCAAGAUGCCCUCUGUGGAAGGAGGCUUCGGUGGUGAGCUUCCUUCCGGCGACGUGAGCGUGACUACGCCGGACGUGAAGGUGGAGGGCGGCGACACGUCACUGACGGCUGGCCUGGCGGCCGGUGGCGUGGCGGCUGUGGGUGCGAUCGGCGCGGCGGUUGGUCUGUCGGGCGACAAGCCGGACGCUGAGCUUCCCUCCGGGGACGUGGACGCCAGUGUUUCCGUCCCUGAUGUGCCUUCGGUGGACGUGAAGAAGCCCAAGAAAGGGCUGUUCGGUGGUCUGUUCGGCUCCAAGGCCAAGAUCGAGGCAAGCUCUAGUUUGAAGCGUCGACGAGCACGCCGGGUUCCGGAUGCCGACGUCUCCGUGCCGGAUGCUUCUGCCGAUGUUUCUGUGCCGGACGUGACCGCUACAGUGCCGGAUGUGUCCACCGAUGUGUCCUUGCCGGACGUUUCUGGCUCGCUGAAGGUACCCGACGUGAGCGGAGAUGUUUCUGUGCCGGAAGUGGGCGGCUCUCUGCCAGACGUAUCUGUACCGGAAGUUUCCGCCGAUGUCUCCGUGCCGGAUCUUUCGGUCGAUCCCUCCGUCCCGGAUGUGAGCGGAGAUGUGUCGGUGCCGAAUGUGUCUGCCGAUGUGUCCGUGCCGGACGUUUCUGGCUCGCUGAAGGUUCCCGAUGUGAGCGGCGACGUGUCCGUGCCGGAUGUUUCUGAUUCUGUGGAUGUGCCCGACGUUAGCGGGGACGUGUCUCUGCCUGGAGUGAGCGGGAACGUGUCCGUGCCGGACGUUUCUGGCUCGCUGAAGGUUCCCGAUGUGAGCGGCGACGUGUCCGUGCCGGAUGUUUCUGAUUCUGUGGAUGUGCCCGACGUUAGCGGGGACGUGUCUCUGCCUGGAGUGAGCGGGAACGUGUCCGUGCCGGACGUUUCUGGCUCGCUGAAGGUUCCCGAUGUGAGCGGCGACGUGUCCGUGCCGGAUGUUUCUGAUUCUGUGGAUGUGCCCGACGUUAGCGGGGACGUGUCUCUGCCUGGAGUGAGCGGGAACGUGUCCGUGCCGGACGUUUCUGGCUCGCUGAAGGUUCCCGAUGUGAGCGGCGACGUGUCCGUGCCGGAUGUUUCUGAUUCUGUAGAUGUGCCCGACGUUAGCGGGGACGUGUCUCUGCCUGGAGUGAGCGGGGACGUGUCCGUGCCGGACGUUUCUGGCUCGCUGAAGGUGCCCGACGUGAGCGGCGAUGUGUCGGUGCCGGAUGUGUCCGCCGAUGUAUCCGCGCUGGACGUGUCUGGCUCUCUGAAGUUGCCCGACGUGAGCGGAGACGUGUCUCUGCCUGGCGUGUCUGGCUCUCUAGACGUGCCUUCGGUGGACAUGGACGCGCCGUCCGGCUCCGUGGAGGUGCCUUCCGUGGACCUGGCAGGCAAGAUGCCCGAGAUGCCCUCCGUGGAAGGAGGCGUCGGUGGUGAGCUUCCCUCGGGCGACGUGAGCGUGACGGCGCCGGAUGUGAAGUUCGAGGGCGGCGACACGUCGCUGACGGCUGGCCUGGCGGCCGGUGGCGUGGCGGCUGUGGGUGCGAUCGGCGCGGCGGUUGGUCUGUCGGGCGACAAGCCGGACGCUGAGCUUCCCUCUGGAGACGUGGACGCCAAUGUUUCCGUCCCUGAUGUGCCGUCGGUGGACGUCAAGAAGCCCAAGAGAGGUCUUUUCGGCGGCCUGUCGUUCAAGAAACCUUCGUUCAAGGGGAAGGCCAAGGUGCCGGAUGUUGACGUCGCAACACCGGAUGUCACUGUCGAUGCGCCGGUCCCCGAUGUCUCCGGAGCACUGCCGGGGGUGUCUGGCGACGUGUCUGUUCCUGAUGUCUCUGGAUCACUUCCAGAAGUUUCUGGUGACGUGUCUGUGCCCGGUGUGUCUGGCUCGCUCCCCGAUGUGGGCGUUGACGUUCCCUCCGACAGCGGUGACGCCUCUGUGGAGGUUCCUGGUGUCUCGGUAGAGGCCCCGUCUAUCGACGCCUCCGUUGACGUACCCUCCGUCACCGCCGACGCCUCUCUCCCCUCGGCAUCGGUAGACGCAUACGUUCCCUCUGCAGAAGUGGACGCGUCGAUGCCGUCCGUUGGUGGCCUGUCUGCUGAUGUCGGGGCUACGGUGGGCGACCUUUCGGCAGAUGUGGGAGGCAAGGUUGACGACUUGAAGGCAGACGUGGGUGCUAAGGUGAACGACAUCUCGGCCACGGCUCCUGGAGUGCCAUCGGUGGAGGUGAAGAAGCCGAAGAAGGGUCUGUUCGGCGGUCUGUCGUUCAAGAAGCCGUCGGGCAAGACCAGCAUCGAGGUUCCAGAUGUUGGUGUGUCCGUGCCGGACGUGUCUGCUGAGGCGUCUGUGCCGGACGUCAGCGGCGCUGUGCCUGAUGUCUCUCUGCCAGACGUUAGCGUGGCCGCGCCGGAUGUGAGCGCAGACGUGUCUGUGCCGGACGUUCCUGGCUCCCUGAAGGUGCCCGACGUGAACGCCGAUGUCUCCGUCCCGGACGUGAGCGGCGAUGUGUCCGUGCCGGGUGUGUCUGCCGAUGUCUCCGUGCCUGAUGUUUCUGGCUCUCUGAAGGUGCCCGAUGUGAGCGGAGACGUGUGUCUGCCGGACGUUUCUGGCUCCCUCAACGUUCCCGACGUAAGCGGUGAUGUGUCUGUGCCGGACGUGAGUGGAGACGUCUCCCUGCCGAAUGUGUCGGCCGAUGUGUCCCUGCCGGACGUUGCUGGCUCCCUGAAGGUGCCCGACGUGGACGCCGAUGUCUCCGUCCCGGACGUGAGCGGCGAUGUGUCCGUGCCGGGUGUGUCUGCCGAUGUCUCCGUGCCUGAUGUUUCUGGCUCUCUGAAGGUGCCCGAUGUGAGCGGAGACGUGUCCCUGCCGGACGUUUCUGGCUCCCUCAACGUUCCCGACGUAAGCGGUGAUGUGUCUGUGCCGGACGUGAGUGGAGACGUCUCCCUGCCGGAUGUGUCGGCCGAUGUGUCCCUGCCGGACGUUGCUGGCUCUCUGAAGGUGCCCGACGUUUCUGCGGAUGUCUCCGUGCCGGACGUGUCUGGCUCUGUGGAUGUGCCUUCGGUGGACAUCGACGCGCCGUCCGACUCCGUGGAGGUGCCUUCCGUGGACCUGGCAGGCAAGAUGCCCAAGAUGCCUUCCGUUGAAGGAGGCGUCGGCGGCGAGCUGCCCUCUGGCGACGUGAGCGUGACGGCGCCGGACGUGAAGGUGGAGGGCGGCGACACGUCGCUGACGGCUGGCGCGGCGGUUGGUCUGUCGGGCGACAAGCCGGAUGCUGAGGUCCCUGACGUUUAUGCUACUGUGCCCGAGGUCUCCGUGCCCGACGUGUCUGUGGACGCUCCAUCCGGAGAAGUGGAUGCUUCCUUGCUGUCUGUGGGUGACCUCUCGGCAGACGUGGGGGCUAAGAUGGCCGAUCUGAAGGCAGACCUGGAGGCUAAGGUUGACGACAUCGCUGCCAAGGCUCCGGAUGUGCCCGUGCCGGACUUUUCUGCCGAUAUGUCCGUCCCGGACGUGACCGUCUCAACGCCGAACGUUAGCGGCGAUGUCUCCGUGCCCGACGUUUCUGUGCCGGAUGUCUGUGCCGAUGUCUCCGUCCCGGAUGUGGGCGGAGACGUGUCCCUGCCGGAUGUGUCUGGCUCUGUGGACGUGCCUUCGGUGGACGUGAAGAAGCCGAAAAAGAGCAAGUUCGGGCUGAAGAAGCCUUCGUUCAUGAGUAAGGGCAAGACGUCGAGUCCGGAGAUUCCGGGGGUGGAUGCCUCUGUGGACGUACCCUCCGUCAACGCCGACGCCUCUCUCCCCUCGGCAUCGGUAGACGUUCCCUCUGCAGAGGUGGACGCGUCGUUGCCGUCCGUGGGUGACCUGCCUGCUGAUGUCGUGGCCAAGGUCGGUGACCUCUCGGCAGAUGUGGGAGGCAAGGUUGACUUGAAGGCAGACGUGGGUGCUAAGUUGGAGGACAUCUCGGCCAAUACCCCGGAAGUGCCAUCGGUGGAGGUGAAGAAGCCGAAGAAGGGUCUGUUCGGCGGUCUGUCGUUCAAGAAGCCGUCGGGCAAGACCAGCAUCGAGGUGGGGACUGCUCUGUGGCCAGCUGCGACGUACAGGUCGAUUCUGUUGGAUCGAGUCCGGGAUGGUUGGCUCGGCGUUUUGUCCUGCUGGUUGGUCUUACCGGUGCCGGAUGUGCCCGAUGUACCAUCCGUCGAAGGAGGUGUCAGCGGUGAGCUUCCCUCCGGCGACGUGAGCGUGACGGCGCCGGACGUGAAGGUGGAGGGCGGCGACACGUCGCUGACGACUGGCCUGGCGGCCGGCGGUGUUGCGGCUGUGGGUGCGAUCGGCGCGGGGGUUGGCCUGUCGGGCGACAAGCCUGACGCGGAGGUGCCUGGCGUGGAUGUGCCUUCGGCAGACGUCGACGCACCGUCUGUGGACGCGGAUGCGCCAUCCGUGUCAGUGUCUGAUUUCACGGCGUCGAUCCCCGACGUUUCCGGGGAAGUGAAGGCACCUGGCCUGAGCGUCUCGGCACCCGACGUGUCCGUGCCGGAUGUUUCUGCCGACGUUACAGUGCCGGACGCUACCGCCGCUCUGCCGGAUGUUUGCGGAGAUGUGUCUGUGCCGGGUGUCUCGGCCGAUGUCUCCGUGCCUGACGUGAACGUGUCUGCGCCUGACUUGAGCGGGGAUGUUCCCGUGCCGGACGUCAGCCUCUCUGUGCCGGACGCCAGCGCCGACGUGUCUGUGCCGGACAUUUCUGACGGUGUCUCCGUGCCGCACGUUUCUGGCUCUCUGAAGGUACCCGAUGUCAGCGGAGACGUGUCCGUGCCGGAUGUGACCGGAGACGUGUCUCUGCCUGGUGUGUCGGCCGAUGUGUCCGUGCCGGACGUUGCUGGCUCCCUGAAGGUGCCCGAUGUCAGCGGCGAUGUGUCUGUGCCGGACGUGAGUGGAGACUUGUCCGUGCCGGGUGUGUCUGCCGAUGUGUCCCUGCCGGACGUUUCUGGCUCUCUGAAAGUGCCGGACGGUUCUGCGGAUGUCUUCGUGCCGCACGUGUCUGGCUCUGUGGAGGGCGGCGACACGUCGCUGACGGCUGGCCUGGCGGCCGGUGGUGUGGCGGCUGAGGGUGCGGUCGGCGCGGCGGUUGGCCUGUCGGGCGACAAGCCCGAGGGCGAAGUGGCGGCCGAGCUUCCGGAGGGAGACGUCAAACCCUCCUCCCUGCCUAAGUUCGACGCUAACGUUGCCACGGGCUCCUUCGAAGCGACGUCUCCGGGCGGGACUAAGGGGAGCAAGCGUGGUAGCUUCUCGAGGAUCUUGAAGCCCUUCGGGUACAUGAAGAAGAGACUGAGCUCCUCCCCCAAGUCCUCUGAGUCUGGUUCCGGCUCUUUCCCCAAGGUAGACGCUGCCGGCCCCAUCGAUGUGGAGGUACCCUCCUCUACUGCCGAGGUGCCCGUGGCCGUGCCCGUGGAAGGCGCCUCCGAUGUUUCGGUUGACGUGGGCGAGACCGAGGGCAUCUUCGCCGCAACCUCUGCAGAAGCGCCGUCGGUUGUUGCUGCGCCGGGCGUAGAGGCGUCCGCCUCCGCACCGGCGCUGUCCGUCUCCGCCCCUGGCGACGACGCUGUCACCUCCUCGGGGCUCGACAGCUCCAGGCUCUCGGCCGCCUUUGGCGCAGCUCUCGGAGCCGUCGACGACGGCGGAGCCGUCAGCGAGGGAGACAUGGACGUUGGGAGCGGCAGCGCCGCUCUGCCCGUCUACGGGGAAAUCAAGGGAGGAGCGGCGACUGAUAUUCCCGGGGUUAACCCUGGGGCCGCCGGCGUAGCGGCCGACUCAGACGCACCGGGAAGCGCUUUGAGCUUCGAGAAGAAACUUGUGGCCGCUCUCGACGCGGCCGGCGUGCCCGUCGCCGAAGACGACAAGCCGCCGGCUGAGGCCGGGGUGGACACCGCCCCUAGCCCCGCUGAUGUGGCGAAGGCCCCCACCCCCGCCCCUGCCCCCGCCCCCGCCCCCCGCGUCAAGGAGCGCAAGAAGUCCGGAGGCGUGUUCGGGUAUCUGUUCGGAGGCGGCGGUGUGAAGCGCGAGGAGGAUGCCUACGAGUUGCCCGAAGAAGACGCUACGGACGCGCCUAACGAUGCCGCCACGGAGGCCGGCGACGGAACGGCUUCUAGCCUGAAGGCUUCGGCGGCGGCGUCAACCCCCGGGGGGGAGAGCUCGGGUACCUACAUGGAAGUAUCAGCUACGGCGCCCCCGCCGAUGGACGUUGGUGCGGGGGAACCGGCCGGCGGCGGCGGCGAAGGAAACGUGCUGACGUCUAUUCUUUUCGGCUCCGGCAAGGACGGAGAAGCUCCGUCAUCGACGGUCAAUCCUACCGACGCUGCGGCCGUUGAGGCGGCGGCCAGCGCGGAGGGGUCGCCUGAGAAGAAGGGCGGCGUGUUUGGCUUCAUCGAGAAGGUUGCGGAAGCUGUGGGCCUCGUUGCUUCGGACGACGAGGACGAAGGGGAGACCAAGCCCGCUGCUGAUGCCGCCGCCGCCGCCGCUGCGACGACCAGCCCUGCCGCUGCUGCGAAGUAAACGGAAAAGGAAGAAAACGUACACUUGCUGUUCGUGGCACUCGGGGUUGGGUGCGUGUGCAAAUUGUGUUAGUAUGGUUAGGCGGCGGGCUAGCUCUUGAGGCGCUUAUCGCGGUCGCGUGUUGAAAUGACAUUUAUUCUCUCUGGGGGGGCGAGCGCUAAGGCCACCGGCGGCGGGAGCGGUGGAAACCGCUCGGCCGGGGUGGUCGGACUGUCGUUGUUACGUGAUCGAGAUAGGCUUUGCGUGUGGUGCCGGGUGGUCGUGUAUUUCCGUCGGAGCUCCCAUCUCGGUGGUUUUGGACAGUCGACGGCGGCACGAACAAAGCACGGAACAAACUCUUGUUUUGUCGUGAAGCUCUUGCCACGAUGGGUGUGAGGUCCUUACAGGCGGGUAGGGACUUUACGACCCGUUUCCCUCUCAGCAUGCCGAUUUUCUGUUCGUCACAGGAGUGCGAGUACUGGGGGUGCACCGAACGCGACGUUGGUUUCUUUUUUUUCUUAUUUCAUAUCUUACUGUUUAUUGAUUUCUGUCAUUUCCACACUCUUUUGAAAACCGUUCUCGUAAAGGCGAUUGAAUUAUGCGUACAGGCGAAUGCAUCGAGUACCGUAUGCAUAGGAACCACCCAAACCUUUUGAUUCCAAGUCGUGGCUGGCGUAAUGUUCUCUUGUCACCGUUUUAGCUGCUGCAGGCGAGAGACUUUGGUCGGGAGACGGAAGGAACAAGAGAGAGACGAACAACGAAAAACGGAGUCGCAGGAACUGUACUAAAGACUGUGUUUUGUACGUUAGCGCCGCAUCGAUCGAUACGUUGUUGCAAAGUUAAAUUUUCAUAUAUAUCCUGGUCGGUCUUAACUCCCUCGUGGGCUGGCGAAUCGAUUCGACGUUUGUUGUCUUGUCCUCUUGGGGGUCUGGAACGAUCGCGAGUACAGUAGCUCGAUUUGUCAGCUUUAUUAUUAUUAUUUAUUUUUUUUCGCCACGUUUUUUCUCCACCUGUUUGCAUUGUAGUUUUGGGCGUGUUAGGCGUUGCUUGCUUCGUUAUUUCACUAUUCCUGUAAGACCUAAUGAUAAGUUCGUCGUUGUCGUGGUUCGAGGUGUGUUACCGGCGGUGGGCGGCGGGGGGGAAGGGGGAUUGAGGAUGGGAAUACGGAGACAUGAGGUGCAGGUGGUGUGGAGAGUCGUAGAGACCCACUCUUUUGGUGCGCCGCGCCGUUGCUUCAUGGUCUGUCGCUCACACUUGCUGCUUUGAUCAAAAGAAGUGUUGCGAGCCGAGAUUUUGAGCGGAGGGGGCGGGGAGCGUAGAGAAAUAUUAAGUAUGUUUUGAGAGGAGCGGACAGGAUGACGUCGGUUGAAGGGCGAGCUACUUGUGGGAAGGGCUUUACGAAAUAUGCCGUUCUGUGUUGGGUGCUGCGCGAUGGUGUAUGUUAAUCGGGGUGAUUCAAAAUUGUCUGCAUGCACGAAGGGUAUUAGAGCAAACCUGUCCCGGACGCUUAGCUGGUUCGCAGCAGUUGGUUGUCGCUUGUAAUGGAGGAGUUUGACCGUGAUUCCAUGCAAGCAUAUUGUCUGGCGUCGUAGAUGUGCGAUCGAUCCUGUUUUUUUUUUUUCCUCUGUCAUUCUCUGAUGUAGGCACGAUGGCACGAUGAAAGAAAUUGAAGUCGGUGUCGUUUGACGACACAUAGGAACAGAGAGAGAGGCAGAUGAAGCACCAACCGUGGGGGAGGAGGGGACGGUAUUGGGGUAUUAAAUGGUGGGCCAUUUUAAAGUUUUCUUUGCCCACUUUGAUGCUGCUGUUGCUGGCCGGACGCGGCUUGCACUCUAGCGGUAAUGGGGGUGUUUGGAGAGGGAGGGGUGACGGUAAAUGGUUACUGUAGAACCACGGGCUUUUGUGUGAAGUACGUAUGCUGGGCGAGGAGGGACGAGCGCGACGAGACUUGGAUCGUCCUCUUACAAAGGUGGCGUCUAUUGGGCGGGAUGGCUAUUAAACACGCACGGCAAAACGUGCCAUGAGGUUUGUAGCCACAGGGGAGGCGGGGGGGGGGCGUAGUGACAAAAACUUAAGGUGACUGCAGCCGCAAGGAGGGGACUAUAGUUGGCGAAGCGCGUCAAUCUGGUGGGUGGUGGGAGGAUAGGGGAAAUCAUGUGCUUUUCGUUCCCAACCCUCCGCAUGGCGCCAGCACACCAGGCUUGCAACUUGUCGGUGCGUUCCUUCUUUUUUUUGUUGAAUGUCUCCCUCUGGGCUUUUUGGAAGUGCAUGUUUCAGGGGGGCGUAGGUCCGUCCGUCACGCAGUCUCGACGUUAACGGAUGGCAGUCGGUCUGGGGUUGGUGGCGCAGACUCACGUGAACCCCCAUGUUUCGGGGUUGUCAAAGUUGUUUGCACUUCUUUUCUUUUCUGUAGUGCAUUUACACGUCGUCGUAACAACAAUGAAAAAGUAAACGACCAAUCAAAGAAAAUCAGGCCGAGAUCACGAGGAAUCGAGCUUCGU